Salvia hispanica is the source of this 2160-nucleotide messenger RNA. Its product is annotated as receptor-like protein 3. Gene Ontology annotation, molecular function: protein binding. The record is from RefSeq and is a predicted model, not a curated record. NCBI's taxonomy places the organism in Eukaryota, Viridiplantae, Streptophyta, Magnoliopsida, Lamiales, Lamiaceae.
UAGAAGAAUAGAUGGUCAACUAUUUAGGCUUGGAAGAGACGGAAACCUCCAUUUUUUAGUCUGUAACAAUCAAGAUUUCACAUCUUAAAAAAGCAAUGCCGAUAGCUUGGAUCCUCUUCUUCUUGUUGCAUCUCUUCCUCUUUCUAGUUGAGGCAUCAUCAUCUUUGGAGUGCAAUCAGCUGGACCGUGACUCCCUCCUCCGAUCUUUACCCUCUCCCCCGGGCUGGAACUUGUCGUCCCCCUCGUGCUGCCUAUGGGACGGCGUGGCCUGCAACCCCGACCACCGGAUCACCCGUCUCUCCUUACCCGGGCGAGGCCUCUCCGGAAGCCUCACCCCUUUCCUCGCCAACCUCACCUUCCUUUCCCACCUCAACCUCUCCUCCAACCGCCUCUCCGGCCCUAUCCCCUCCUUGAUCAACAAUCUCCAUCUCCAAACUCUAGACCUCUCUGGCAAUCGCUUCAACGGCUCCAUCACUGCCCUUGCCAGCAUGGCCACCACUAGUGUGAAUGUCAGCAACAACUCCUUCACUGGCCCUCUCCCCUCAUCCAUUUGCACCACCUCCCCUCUUCUCACCAUCUUGGAUUUCUCCUUCAAUCAAUUCAGUGGUGGUGUGCCACAAGAAUACGAAAGAUGCUCUCGUCUUCAAGUGUUUCGAGCAGGAUUUAAUUCCCUCUCUGGAUAUCUUCCAUAUCAUCUCUACACCCUGACAGCCUUGAAGGAGCUCUCUCUGCCUAACAACAUCUUCUCGGGUCCCAUCAACGACACCAUUGCCCUCCUCACGAACCUCGCCAUCUUAGAGCUCCAUGAUAACCAACUCACCGGUUCAAUCCCUCCCAACAUCGGCUCCCUCUCCAGUUUGCAGCAGCUCCAGCUUCACACCAACAACCUCACUGGCCCUCUCCCCCCUUCUCUCAUCCACUGCUCCAACCUCUCCACUCUCCUCCUCAGAAACAACCAUCUCCACGGAGACAUUUCCCUCGUUGAUUUCUCCAAACUCCAAAAUCUACAAGCCCUUGAUCUUGGGAACAACACCUUCUCCGGACAAAUCCCAACCACCUUCUGCUUGUGCAGGUCUCUCACCGCGCUGCGCCUCGCCUACAACGGCUUCGUGGGCGAGCUUCCCCCCUGCAUGGCCUCACUAAGGAACCUGGCCCACCUCUCCCUCUCCGACAACUAUCUCUCUGGCGUGGUUGGAGCCUUAAAGAUACUGAGGCACUGCGACAAUCUGCAAGUGCUCUUCCUGUCUCGUUGCUUCAAAGACGAACCUAUGCCGGAUGAUGAUGACCUUGUCCAUCUACAGGGGUUCCAGAAUCUGCAGAUACUAACACUAGGUGGAUGCAGCCUCAAAGGCCAAAUCCCCUGGUGGAUCUCCAAGCUAAGAAAACUCAAGGUACUCAACCUCUCUUACAAUCAGAUAUCCGGCCCCAUUCCGACCUGGUUAGGCGACAUGCCAAGCCUCUUCGUCUUGAACCUGACCAAAAACACACUCUCUGGGGGGCUGCCUCGCGAGCUGGGCCGCCUGCCGGCUCUCAUCGCAGAUAACUCGAGCUCCGACUUGAGUAACUUAGCAUUGCCCUUCUUGUUCGACAGUUUGCAGUACAACAGGCUCUUCAACUUGCCGAGGGGACUCAAGGUCGGAUACAACAGUCUGAGCGGAGAGAUCCCUGCAGAGAUUGGGCAGCUCAAGCUUCUUCACCUGUUAGACCUCAACAAUAACUAUUUCAAUGGAAGCAUCCCUGCCCAGCUUUCAGGACUGGUGAAUCUAGAGAGAUUGGACGUGUCUGAGAAUCGUCUCACUGGAGAGAUCCCUCAGUCACUUACCAGACUCCACUUCCUGUCUUACUUGAGCGUGGCGGGUAAUGAUCUCGAGGGGGAGAUUCCGAGAGGGGGGCAGUUUGAUACAUUCCCACCGGCUUCUUUUGAGAGGAAUCAUGGACUCUGUGGCUACAUAUUAGGAAAAGACUGCUCUACGUUGGUUAAGACGAGUACACAAGAAGAGUAUGAUAGUGGUGGGAAUCAGUGGUAUACAGUUCCCUUUGGGAUGGGAUACUUUGUAGGAUUUUUUGCAGUAAGCAUUCCCUUGUUGUUUCAGUGUAAUAGACCGUCAUAAUGUAGAAUAUACUUUUUUGGAUUUAUAUUUAUUCAACAUUAUCUGAUUA